Molecule: messenger RNA, 593 nt
Organism: Mytilus trossulus (common blue mussel)
Lineage: Eukaryota; Metazoa; Mollusca; Bivalvia; Mytilida; Mytilidae
Product: perlucin-like protein
Exons: 5
Coding region: 46-531 (161 amino acids)
Molecular function (GO): signaling receptor activity
Source: RefSeq, a predicted model, not a curated record
GAUAAUUUCUAUGAUCGAAAUUUUCACUGAACGCUUUCCUCUGCAAUGAUGGGAAACUCUUUAUGGAUGAAAAUUGUUCCUUUGAUCUGUAUUUUUGUAUUGGGAAAUUCAGGCAUAACUGGACACCAUAUGUGGGUGAAGUUUCAGAACAAGCAAUACAUGUUCGUCGAAGAGCCAAUGACAUGGAUGGACGCUCAGAGUGUAUGUAGAUCGAUUGGCGGAUUCCUAGCAACAGUUUCUAAGGAAAAAGAAAUGAGGUUUAUCAAGUCCAUGACAAGAGUUUCUGCUAACAACGUAUGGAUUGGUGCCACGGACAUGUUUGCAGAAGGACACUGGGUCUGGAUUGAAGAUUUAGAACAGAUGUCUUAUACAUACUGGUACCCCGGACAACCAAAUGAAGGAAAGGGGGGAAAUUGUUUAGUCUGGUACAAUUACCACGGAUUCAACUGGCACGAUUCUGGAUGCCAUAACAAAUUCAUGUUCAUUUGUCAACGUUCUGUACGCAGUAAAGAAGAAAAAACUGAAGGAUGAAUGCUGACUUAUGAGUUUCAUCAAAAUAAAAUAUAUGAAACAAUAAAACGUCCCAUACUGGC